Trachemys scripta elegans is the source of this 1095-nucleotide messenger RNA. RefSeq names its product NRAS proto-oncogene, GTPase (gene NRAS). Gene Ontology annotation, molecular function: GDP binding; GTPase activity; GTP binding. Gene Ontology annotation, biological process: Ras protein signal transduction. Gene Ontology annotation, cellular component: plasma membrane. The record is from RefSeq and is a predicted model, not a curated record. Bases 151 to 720 code for a protein of 189 amino acids. Lineage: Eukaryota; Metazoa; Chordata; Testudines; Emydidae. The transcript is spliced from 6 exons.
GCCAUGGGGCGCCGAGCGGCGUGCUGCCCUUCCGGCCCCGCCUGAUGACGUCAGGGCUGGGAGCCGGAAGGACGGACCCACUUCGCAGGGGCGUUCCGCUUUCUCGGGCCCCGCGGAGCCUGUCGGGCCGCAAGGUUCCCGGGCAGGGCGAUGACAGAGUACAAGCUGGUGGUGGUGGGAGCUGGUGGCGUUGGCAAAAGCGCCCUGACCAUUCAGCUCAUCCAGAACCACUUCGUGGACGAGUACGAUCCGACCAUAGAGGAUUCAUAUCGGAAACAGGUAGUUAUUGAUGGUGAGACCUGUUUGCUAGACAUUCUGGAUACUGCAGGGCAGGAGGAGUACAGUGCUAUGCGAGACCAGUACAUGAGAACUGGUGAAGGCUUCCUCUGUGUCUUUGCCAUUAAUAACAGCAAAUCAUUUGCUGAUAUCAAUCUCUACAGAGAGCAGAUUAAGAGAGUGAAAGAUUCAGAUGAUGUGCCAAUGGUGCUAGUGGGAAACAAGUGCGACUUGCCCACAAGGACAGUGGAUACAAAACAGGCUCAAGAACUAGCUAAGAGCUAUGGGAUCCCCUUCAUUGAGACGUCAGCCAAAACAAGACAGGGUGUCGAAGACGCUUUUUACACAUUGGUGAGAGAGAUCCGCCAAUACCGGAUGAAAAAGCUCAACAGUAGUGAAGAUGGGAAUCAAGGCUGUAUGGGAUUGUCAUGCAUUGUGAUGUGAUGAGCCACCAAGAAUACCUGGUUCAGAUGUAGCUGGAGGACAAGUCUUGAUGCCACUGUAAAGCAUCUCACGAUGAUACCCUGGUGCCAGCCAAGCAGUAUAAAGUCCUUUUCUGUGCUCCAUCUGAAGAGAACAUCUCUGAACAGCUACCUCCUUGCUCGGCUAACUGAGCAGAGAAAGCCGCAUCUGUUGAUGCACUUGGGAUUUCUUUUUUCUUUUUUUUCCUGGGUAGGUUCAAACAGAAAACUGGUCACAAGAAAAGCGAACUUUAAACACCAAAUACUGUGAAAAAGAUGACAACAUUUUUACCUCUAGAGUAGAUGCUAGAAGUGAUGUUUGUUUCCUUUGUAUCAGAUUAAGACCUGGGGAGGAAUA